CCCUUAAUGCAUACAAAGGAUACGUUCUCACGUCCAAUCAGUGACCACACAUGGAUCUGAGUAACUAAACAUUCGCCAUUCAGCUUAAAGACUGCCCACAGUCUCUCUAAUCCUAUUAAACCAAUUGGGUACAACAUCUACAAAAGCUAUUGAUGUAAUCAUGAGAUCGGUGCAGACUCAGAUUCAACUAAAUGUGGUGUCAUGCAGGGAAACAGCUGAGUAGUUGUUUUUUCCUUGUCAGUGCAGAAGCGUCGAAACAACACAACAUCGGUCCAGAAGUGUUGGUGGGAGGAAAACUGAUUUAAAGAGACAGGAGGCAGCAGAGGAGAGCUGUAAACCCACUCAAGAGAUUAGUGUCCACAUGUCCCUGCAGCAGGAACACAGUCCGACUUUGUAAACCUCCGUGUUGAGUCUGUGGUGGAGUACUUGUGGUGGGAGGAUCGUUACAGAAGCUUAUUCACUCCUCAUGCACGCUCCGCUGCUGCUACUGCUGCUGCAGGUCUGUGAGAGGGCAGGGUGUGCAGCAGUUCUCUGAGAGGUGACCAAAGGCUGCAAACAAAAUGCCAGGAGAGGGAUUCACCAUCAAAAGUCGGAUCAGGAAUUUGCUUCGUUCACCAUCUAUUAAACAAAGGACAUGGAAGACCAGGAAACAGGAUCUCAGCAGGGUGACUUUAGAGAAGGUGCUGGGAAUCACUGCAUCAGGAAGCUGUGGUCUGGCCUGUGACCCCCGAUCCGGACUGGUGGCAUAUCCUGCUGGGUGCGUGGUUGUCUUGCUGAACCCCAAAAAGAACAGACAGCACCACAUUAUCACUUCAAGGAAGACCAUCACAGCUCUUUCCUUCUCCCCAGAUGGAAAGUACUUAAUCACAGGAGAGAGUGGUCACCUCCCCGCGGUGAGACUGUGGGACGUGGCAGAGCGGAGGCAGGUGGCAGAGCUCCAGACGCACAAAUAUGGCAUCUGCUGCGUGGCUUUUUCCCCUAACGGGAAAUACAUUGUCAGUGUGGGGAACCAACAUGACAUGAUGGUCAACGUCUGGGCCUGGAAGAAAGAUGUUGUGGUGGCCUCCAACAAGGUGUCCAGUAAGGUGACUGGUGUAUCUUUCUCAGAGGACAGCUCCUACUUUGUAACUGUGGGGAACAGACAUGUCAAGUUCUGGUAUCUGGAACACUGCAAGGCCAGCAAGGCCAGUGCUCCUGUUCCUCUGCUGGGCCGCUCUGGGCUGCUGGGAGAACUGAGAAACAACUUCUUCUGUGAUGUUGCCUGUGGUCGAGGCUCUACGUCUGACUCCACCUUCUGCAUCACCUCCUCCGGCCUGCUGUGUGAGUUUGACAGCAAGAGGAUGCUGGACAAAUGGGUGGACCUACGGACGGGCGUGGCUCAGUGUUUGUCUCUGUCAGAGGACUUGAUCUUCUGUGGCUGUGCAGAUGGAAUGGUGCGUGCCUUCAGCUCAGUUGACCUGCACUUCGUCUGCACGCUGCCGCGGCCACAUCCUCUCGGCACUGACGUCUCAGCCGUCACGGAAGCCAGCCAUCUAUUUUCCACCAAGACAGACGCUCGUUACCCAGAUGCCAUUGCUGUCACCUAUGACCCAGUCAGCCACUGGCUCAGCUGUGUUUAUAAUGACCACAGUCUUUACGUGUGGGAUGUGAGGGAUGUCAACAGGGUGGGGAAGGUGCACUCUGCUCUCUUCCACGCUGCCUGUGUCGGAGACUUGGAGAUAUUUCCAGAUGUUUCUGGAGAAUUUGGUGCUGGUUUGGCAUCCGGUGCGUUCCUCACUUGCUCAGCUGAUAACACCAUCAGACUGUGGCGCCCAGACGACUGGACUCACUCUCCAAAUAUCAUCAGCAGUGAUCUUCUGAAAGUAAUCUACAUCGAUGGAAACACUAGUGCCUUGUUAGAUCCAGAAUGCAUAACUAGUGUGAACACAGAAAAAGCUGAUGGACAGACAGCAGAGAACAGGACAGGCAUCAGGACCAUCUGUGUCAGUCCUGACGGCAAACAUCUGGCAUCUGGAGAUCGCAAUGGGAUGCUGAGGGUUUAUGACCUGAACAGCAUGGAGGCGGUUCUUAAAGUGGAGGCCCAUGAUGCUGAGAUCCUCUGUCUUGCAUAUAGUAAACCAGAAACAGGCUUGAAGCUGCUGGCCACAGCGAGCAGGGACCGUCUGAUCCACGUUUUGGAUGCAGAGGAUGACUACAGUCUGGUGCAGACUCUGGAUGAGCACUCUUCAUCCAUAACAGCCGUCCGCUUUGCUGCUAAUGAUAACAAGGUGAGGAUGAUCAGCUGUGGAGCAGACAAGAGCAUUUAUUUCCGCACUGCACACAAGACUGACAGAGGAACAGAGUUCAGGUGUUCCCAUCACAAUGUGAGGAAGACCACACUGUACGACAUGGGGGUAGAUCCUACUUCCAAGUAUGCUGCUGUCGCCUGUCAGGACCGCUGCAUCAGGAUUUUCAACAUCAGCAGUGGCAAACAGAAGAAACUCUACAAGGGAUCUGUGAGUGAGGAUGGCAGUCUGCUCAGGGUUCAGCUUGAUCCAUCUGGUCAAUAUGUGGCCACCAGCUGCUCCGAUAAAAACAUCAGCAUCUUUGACUUCUUCACAGGGGAGUGUGUCGCCACCAUGUUUGGACACUCUGAGGUUGUUACUGGGAUUAAGUUUACCAAUGACUGCAAGCAUUUGAUCUCUGUGUCAGGCGACAGCUGUAUCUUUGUGUGGAGGCUGGCUCCAGAACUGACAAUCAGCAUGAGAGAGAGGCUCUGCCAGCUCCGACAAAAUCAAAACACAUCACCUGGAAAGACCUCCAGCCUCAGGCGAGAGGUGUACAGCGCCCCCACUCUGGGUGGUCUGUCCUCUGACAGUGACCGUGAGCAUGAGGACGAGGACGGGCCAGAGCAUGACAACCAGAUCGAUUCAGAGGACAUCGCAACGAAUACUUCCUCUGACAGCAGCCACGGAGAGGAGGACACAGGUUGCUCGGAUGAAGGACAGGAUUGGACGCUGACAAAGCAUGUCGAUGCUAGCCAAGCUACUCCAAACCCCGCUAAGCGUCCACGGCGGCGCUGGUCUAAUCGUAUGGGCUCUCUGGAGGUGAUGGUAAAGUCCAUGUUGGAUCUGAGGCAGCUGGACUCCUUUUCUCAUAAGAAGAACCCCAACCCUAUCCGUCAAGACCGAGAGAGACAGAGCACAUCCAGCCUCCAGGAGCCAGAGUUAGAAGAGAGAGCCAAGAGGCUCUGGCCUUGGCCCCAUGAAGACUGGCUGUCCUCCCACCCAUCCAAGGGCAUCAGGGGGACUGAUGGAGGCGUGUUGUACCCCGAAGAGAAAAAGAGCCAUACCAGUCUACAGAGCAGUGAAUACAAGGUGAAGGAGCAGCACUGCAGGAUGCAGAGUCGAGGGAUUCACAGUCAGGGCCAGGAGAGCCGCAGCCCAGACAGCGCCUGCUCUCUGGACUAUGACAGCAGAGCGUCAAGCCCAGACCAGCUUCAGGAUGAUUCUGCUGAUGUAGAGUCCCUGAGCCCAGACAGCUCUGAUGAGGAAGACACGGAGGAAGAGGAGCAAAAGGCAGAAUUGACGAGUAUGGACGAGGCUCUGAGGACAGUGACUGACACUGCUGAGCGCAGCCAAGAAAAUUUCCUCAAGCAAAACUUUGAAACACCGCAAGAGAGCUCCAGUAUCGCUGAGCAGAGCAGAGUCCCCAGGCUCAGUAUGUCUUCACGCUUCCUUGCCAGAGGACAUAAUAACAGGGCCGUGCCCCUGUUUGCCAAAGUGCAAGGAAAGGAACAGGGCUGCAACUCUGCUAAGCCCCCUGUGUCCAAAGUUCGGCCUAUGAUGGAUGAUAGCCAAAGCAGAAACACGGAAGACAAGACCCCCGUGUCCCCCAGCAGGAUUGCGGAACCGAGCAGGGUCAGUUCACCGAAGGCAGAGAGUGCUCCGACCCUCAGACUCUUAAAGAAGAGAGGGUCCCACCUGUGGAGGUUAUCCACUCCUCCAAUCAGAGCUCCUCCUACGUUUGACAGAGAGUCAUGUUUGCAGAAAUCUCACUCUGUUCAGAACCUGAUCUCUGACGCUCUACACUCACCAGAGCCCUCUAGUGACCAAAGUGAGUUGUGCAAGAGACCUCAGCAGCUCUUCCUGGAUCCCAGCACUUCCAGACCUUCCUUCCACUUGUCUUCCCCUUCCUCUGGCUCCCCACAGUCUCCUCCUUCCCCUCUGCCCUGGGAGAGCCCCAAACUCAAGCCCCAGCUCUCCUACAUGAGCCCCACUGCCAGCUCCACAGCCAAAAGCAGCCGCUCCUCCUCACUGGGAGAGGGCAUCAAUAUUAGCUCUCCACCUUGCUCCCCCUCCUUCGCCAAAGGCAGGAGGUCAUGUGGCGAGGUGGACACCCAAGCUCCUCUUCUCACUUCAUCUCCCAUCACAGCUUUCCCCUCCACUGCCUCGUCCACAUCGUCUCUUUUCUCAUGUCCCCAGUCGAACAGUCCGUCCCCAACUCAUCCCCAUCCCAUGGCUGCAGUUUCACCUACUCCUUUCAUCCAGAACCUCCCGCUAUCUCGGAUCCCACUUCCAAAGCAGCCUCUCAGCCCACGACGCAGCCUCUGCCUGGACGUGAUUCCUAGCUCUAGUUGCUUUGGAGGCUCGGCAAAGGGUUCGAAUCCUGCAAUAAACUCUGGAUGUGACACUGCAGCUACACCAGGACACAGAGCACUGGGCAGGCGGCUCUCUCUAAGUGUGGAUCCAUCUGUUCCAAGUACAAUCCGAGUCAAGUCGAAAAGAGGUUCAGUUUCAGAACUAGCCAAGGAGUCAGCACAGCCGACUACAACCAAAGAGUGCCCUCUGGUGCCUGAACAGACCCACACACCCAGCACUGACCCCCAGCCAGAUCUCUCCAUCACUGUGGAAACUUGUCAGCAGGCUGUUUCUGAGCUUCACAGCAGUCUGAGGAAAACUGUCAUGCUCUAUACUAAGGUGCUACAAUGCAACCUGCAGCCCAGCGAGGGUCAACAAGAAAUGAGGAGCCUCCUGUCUGAAAGUCUGUUCACUGUGAAAGCUGAGUUGGACUCUCUGCCUCACCCUCCCUCCUCCCCUAUGCACGAAGGACUCCGACUGGACCAAGGAACCAAAGUGGAGGGGGAGAAAGCUCUGGCUCUGCUGGAGCAGUACGCUGAGCUGCUGCUGAAGUCUGUAGAGAGGAGACUGGACACCAAGACCUGAUGAGACAGACUGAUAUGUGCGUGUGCGUGUGCGUGUGUGUUUGUGUGUGUGUGUGUGUGUGUGUGUGUGUGUGUGUGUGGGUGUGUGUGUGUGUGUGUGUGGGUGCGUGCGUGCGUGCGUGCGUGUGGGUGUGAGACAUACCCAUGAAAACCAGACUCAUGUACACACAGCAGCACUGAGAAUCACACCUUUUUAAUUUGCACUGAGAACUUUAUUUAUGUACUGAAUGCAGAUGAGAUGAUAUAUUUGUAGAAGCUGACAGAGGUGAAUGUUUGAGUAUAAUGCACUAAAAAAAGAAAAAGUUUGAAUUGUUGCCUUCUUUUCAUACUACUGCUCUUCUUUAUCUGGUUCUUUCUUUUUUAAAUCAAAAGUAGCAGAUCUUAAUUACGACAAAGGAAGACACCACAAGGUUAAAGAUGAGAUAGGUUAAGAUUUACUUGAAAAAAUCUGUGUUUGGUUCCCCAAAUUCCUCAUUACUGUUUAAGUCAUUGCAUUUAGUGUCAAGCAUCCCUAGCAUCCUCUGGAGGGCUCAUUAUUACUUUAAUUUUUUCUACUGUUAAUGCUUUCCCAGCAGUAAGGCUGUAAAAAUAUACCUAUAGGUGUCAUUAGAGACACUGGAGAGCUAUACAUUUCUAAAAGGUUUUUCUAUUCUAUGAAAGUGCUCAGCGUUUUCCUAAAAAUAUGUCUAUUGACUUGGGAGGUACUUUAUCCCUGUGUAGCAUUCAUAUUCUGUCUGAAUAUGUUUAUGAGGUAUUCAAGGGAUCAUCCCCCUGAAGUGAGGUCGAGUAUAAUGCAUAAUAUUUAGCCAGAGGUUUUUACUCAGAUGAAGCUUUUGUUGGUCGAGUAAUGACCCUCAGAAUUUUAUGUCCGCCGGCGUAUGCUUUAAUAACCAGAUGAAUAUUCAGUCAGUUUAGGUUUUGUUCUUUUUCUUUUUUGCUAACAGUGUCUCCAUAAUAUCUAUGUCUUUUGAUUACUCGUAAUAGCUCUGUUUAAAUGUAAGUCCACACUUUGUGUAGCAGCUGGUUUUUAUGACAAACUUCCUGAAAGAGAUUACACUUCUUUUUAAACUUGUAAAAAUAUAAAGAAUUAAAUA
Notolabrus celidotus (New Zealand spotty) is the source of this 6297-nucleotide messenger RNA. RefSeq names its product mitogen-activated protein kinase-binding protein 1-like. Gene Ontology annotation, molecular function: protein binding. NCBI's taxonomy places the organism in Eukaryota, Metazoa, Chordata, Actinopteri, Labriformes, Labridae. The transcript is spliced from 33 exons. Bases 561 to 5204 code for a protein of 1547 amino acids. The record is from RefSeq and is a predicted model, not a curated record.